AAGAAGAGUUAAAAAGAGUUUUGAAUCAUGAACAAAGAAGUAAGAACUAUGUCUUCUCACAAACUCUCACGACUCUUCAACAUUGUAACACAGAAUCAGAAAUCUCCGGUUUUGAUCUCAGACGAAGAAGCAGCCAGAAGAAUCGCGGCGUACCUAGCGGAGAAACCAAACAUCGGAAAACUUCAAUCGAAUCCAUCACUUCUCUUCAAUUUGAAUCCAAACGUAACCCGUCUCGUUCUCUCUGAACCUACUCUACCAACUCAAUCAUGCGUCGAUUUCUUCAAGUAUCUCCUCGGAUUCGAAUCCAAUCUCAAACCCGAUCUCACGGCGGUUGUGACUUUAUCUCGCCGGUUAUAUUCUAACCGGAGGUUCAAUGAGAUGAGAUGUUUAUUGAAAUCGGUUGUCACCGACGGGUUUUACGACCGCCCAGUUGAGGGUUUAGGAUCAGCGAUGGGUGACUGCGACGUUUCUGAUGAAAAGUUUGGAUUUUGGGAAACUUUUUUCGAUUUGGUGUUUAGGGUUUAUGUAGAUAACGCAAUGUUUGAAGAGGGUUUAAGGGUUUUUGAUUACAUGGUUAAAAAGGGUUUGAAGAUUGACGAAAGAUCCUGCAUUGUUUUUUUGGUUGCGGCGAAGAAGCGCCGCGAAAGUGAUCUCUGUUUGGACUUUUUCCGGCGAAUGGUUGAUUCUGGAGUGAAGAUAACUGUUUACUCGUUGACGAUUGUGGUUGAAGUGUUAUGUAGAAGAGGUGAAGUUGAGAAGAGUAAGAAACUGGUUAAGGAGUUUUCUCGUAAAGGGAUUAAACCUGAAGCUUAUACUUACAAUACUAUUAUCAAUGCUUAUGUGAAACAGAGAGACUUCUCUGGUGUAGAAAAGGUUUUGAAGGUGAUGAAGAAGGAGGGUGUUGUGUAUAAUAAGGUUACUUAUACGCUUUUGAUGGAAUUGAGUGUUAAGAAUGGGAGAAUGGUUGAUGCGGAGAAGGUGUUUGAUGAAAUGCGUGAGAGAGGGAUAGAAUGUGAUGUUCAUGUGUAUACGUCGAUGAUUAGUUGGUAUUGCAGAAAAGGGAAUGUGAAAAGAGCGUUUUUGUUGUUUGAUGAAUUGACGGAGAAGGGGCUUUUACCGAGUAGUUAUACUUAUGGGGCGCUUAUUGAUGGGGUGUGUAAAGUAGGGGAAAUGGGUGCAGCUGAGAUUUUGAUGAAUGAGAUGCAAAGUAAAGGAGUUGAUAUCACUCAAGUGGUGUUUAAUACGUUGAUUAAUGGGUAUUGCAGGAAAGGGAUGAUUGAUGAAGCGUUAACGAUUUAUGAUGUGAUGGAGAAGAAAGGUUUUGAAGCUGAUGUUUUCACUUUGAAUACGAUUGCUAGCUGUUUGAAUAGAUUAAAAAGGUACGAUGAGGCAAAGCAAUGGCUGUUCAGAAUGAUGGAAGGUGGUGUGAGGCUUAGCACUGUUAGUUAUACUAAUUUGAUGGAUGUUUAUUGCAAAGAAGGGAACGUUGAGGAGGCAAAGAGGCUAUUUUUGGAGAUGGGAAGCAAGGGAGUACAGCCCAACGCUAUCACAUACAAUGUGAUGAUCUAUGCGUACUGCAAGCAAGGGAAAAUAAAGGAAGCCCGUAAACUAAGGGCUGACAUGGAAGCAAAAGGGAUGCAUCCGGAUUCAUAUACCUACACAUCGCUCAUACACGGGGAAUGUAUUGCUGAUGAUAUAGAUGAAGCAAUGAGGCUAUUUAGCGAGAUGGGGUCGAAGGGUUUGGACCAGAAUUCUGUAACAUACACUGUGAUGAUCUCGGGUUUGUCCAAAACUGGAAAAUCAGACGAAGCCUUUGGAUUGUAUGAUGAGAUGAAAAGGAAAGGGUAUACUAUAGAUAAUAAGGUUUAUACUGCACUUGUUGGAAGUAUGCAUUCACCUGAGACUUAGAACAGGAUUAUCAAACUAAGAUUCUGUAUUGGCUGGUUAAUUCUGAGAUCUACCUGUUCGAUGGUUGAAAUCGACAACUUGAAUCAGAACCUAUUCAUUUUUUGAAAUUUUCUUGAGUUGGGAUGGGAAAUGUUUCAACCGUUGCUUUUGGGUAUGUUCAUUUGGCAUCCACAUGAAUCAACCAAGCGACCAUUAAUCUUACGCUGUAAAGAAAACAAAGCUCGACGCUUUUGGUAUAUUAUAUUGAAAUAAAUUGUCUGUUCAUACAACAAAGCCUUUGGAAUAUAGCCAUAUAUGCAUGAAAAGCUCAACUCUUAAGGACUGAGAUGUUGAUUCUGUGUAUAUAACCAUAUAUGCAUGAAAAGUUAGAGAAGCCAGACAUUUAUGAAGCUUGUGAAGUACUAUGGACGAUGAUGUCUUCGAGAAGGAUGAUAUGAUGAACUUAUAAAUCUGAGAUGGCACCAAAAUGAGAAAUUUUAUACUUUCAAAAA
Camelina sativa (false flax) is the source of this 2399-nucleotide messenger RNA. RefSeq lists its product as uncharacterized. Gene Ontology annotation, molecular function: protein binding; mRNA binding. Lineage: Eukaryota; Viridiplantae; Streptophyta; Magnoliopsida; Brassicales; Brassicaceae. Gene Ontology annotation, cellular component: mitochondrion. The record is from RefSeq and is a predicted model, not a curated record. Gene Ontology annotation, biological process: RNA processing; mitochondrion organization.